Molecule: messenger RNA, 2789 nt
Organism: Culex pipiens pallens (northern house mosquito)
Lineage: Eukaryota; Metazoa; Arthropoda; Insecta; Diptera; Culicidae
Exons: 3
Coding region: 247-681 (144 amino acids)
Source: RefSeq, a predicted model, not a curated record
CUGCUCCCAUUGAUAACAGUGAACUUAAGCGUUUCUAAGCGAUAACACAGCUUAAAAACUUUAGUAUAAAUAUAUCCAAUUUAGCUCGUAGUUUGAUAGUCCAAUGAAAUAAUUACAGUGCAGCAAAUAUUGUGAUUCUAGGCCCCAGAAUCACAGUCGGUGUUUUUAAGUGGUUGUUUUGUGUAACCUAUAUAGGAGUGUCUAAAUUUAUUCUAACUUAGCCAAGAAAUUUGCUGAAGAACCAACAUGUCUGCCGGAUCGGUUCUAUUCCUAACCAUCGUGUUCACUGGAUACAUUUACUGGAGUCUUGCGCAACCCACCAAUGUCCUGGAGAUCCGCUGCAAGCUGUACGCCCGUCCCGGCGUCCAAGACACCGGCGAGUGCCCUCACGGUGCCGAACUAAACCCGUGCGGCAAGCUGUCCUGCUUGAGCGGCGUCGGCGACAAGUGCGGCGAAAACUUUGCCGGCAUCAUCAUGUACGGCAAGUGCGCCAGCGGGCUGAUGUGCUGCGGCGGCCAGUGCGUGGGCUGCAAGAACGGCAUCUGCGACCACCGGCUGUGCCCGCCGAAGCUGAUGGCCGGCACCCAUCACCAGUUUGGCGGGGUCGGGCAGCAGCAGCCGCCCGCGAUCUUUCCCUCGCUGUACAAGAUGUUCGACUACUACAGCAGCGAGACGGAGUAAGGCGGGGGAGGAGGUGGAGGAAGGAGGGAAACAGGAAACCGGUAGACUGAUUCGCAUGUAGGUGUCGCACUGUAGCGUGUUGGCCUUUUUAUCGGGGCUAGAUUUUUUGACAGUUAGCCGAUAAAACGGCCAAUUUGGCAUUGUGUAUGUUUAGCUUCGCAAUGGUAGCCGAAUUUUUAUUAGAGUUGUCAAUCGACAGAGCAACAGGACUAGGAAACGUACAAAAAAGCCAGGAGCGAGUAGAGCUAGUGACAGCAACUUAUAGCGCAAACAUAUAUUUAACCAAAGAGCCCCCUAUCUAUACUUAUCUAAUCGAAAAUACGGAGAAAUUGGAUGUGAUAUUACCCCGUACGAAUAAAGCAAAUUGAAUUAAAUUCAAAACGAGAUUUUUUAUUUAGUGUUUUUUUUUUCAACUUUUAGUUACAAUCAUGUUGCGUUUAGAUGUCAAAUUUAUCGUUUGUUUUUUUAGUGCCCGCCCUCUUUCCCACAAGUCCUUUUUAUUUAGAAAAAAAUCUCGCAAAAGUUUGGUUGAUUUAUGUUCAGUUUGAGAUUUAGUGUUUGGUUUGGUUUUUAAGUUGUAAAAUGUUUAAAUUAGGUUUAAAUUUGUUGGUUGUUGUUUUGUUGCGAUUUUUAUACAAUUUUAAACUGGUUUUGUUUGAGUUUUUAAAUAAAUGUUUUAUCGUAUCAGUCUUGUAAUGUUUUAUCAGUCUUAUUUUCGCGUUAUGAUAUUUAAAAUAUCAAGUUGCGUAUUUGAAUAGUACGUUUUCAAGCUUUUAGCUAUUUCGUAUGUGUAACUUUUAAGUUAGGUAGAAUAAAUUUCAUGUUUUAACUAAUUUAAUUUUGUUUUUCAGAGGAAUUAUCAACAAUUUAAUUUUAGAAAAUUUCUAUUAAUCGAUUUUGCAAAAUUCAAGAACCAGACUCUAACGAUCCAACCUAGCUAAUCCAACAAAAAAAGCUGCCAAGACGCGGAAAUCCCCCGUUGCCCACCGGUCUCUUCCCGCUGGCCGCUCCCGGCACGCGGUCCGCGUCCGGAGCUCUUCCCGCUUGCCGACCGGCGAGAUCCGCGGCACCCGUUGGGCAAUGCUCUCUUCCCGCUGGCCACCUUGGACGCGGUCCACGUCCAAAGCUCUUCCCGCUUGCCGAGCAUGCCGAUGAUCCUACUCCUCCGGUACCCAGGAACACCCCAGCUGGAAAACGGGCGGGGCACCUCUUCCCGCGGCUUACGGCCUCCUCUUCGCGCUUGCCGGUGCCCACGGCCCGGAAGUAACCGUACUUCCUCAAGGUCAACGUCAACGUCUCGUCCGGAAGGAAGACCGAGGGUGGUUGUGUGAGGUUAGGUUUUGUGCGGUUUGUUUUUGUUUUUUAGUGGCGGAGUUGGAACUGGAGAGAAAAAGGUCAAUUUCUCGAGGCACCCCUUCCGGUAUCUUCGGAUGUGGCAUCCAAGGCCUCGAGGUUAAAGGCACUGCGCUGGCUACAGAACCAGGCGCGGCCAGUAUUGGAAAACGGUCGUCGAUAACAGUGGUACAGCUUCUCGAGAGAUAGGAAGAAAUAUUAGUUUUAGAUGUGCGUUUUUUUUCGGUAUUUAUGAUACUGCUUCCGCUGGUAGUUUUAGUAGUCUCGAACAGGAAUUUGUGUGCGCAGGUAUUUUUUCUUUUUUUUCUCGUCGCCUAAUCCUAGAAAAAAUUCCCAUUGGAGAAUGGUUUGAGGAUGAGGUUUGGAACGCCGUCCAAAGAUUUGCCAGACCGCAAAAGGGUGCCUCUCCGGACCCGGGUCGCCCCCGGAGGAUCCGUCCCCGGGUGAAAUCGAGUCUUUUUCCGCGGAUAGGAUUGGUGAGGGAUUCAAAGUGUCUAUCUCUCUCGGUGUCCUAGCCAGAAAAAGUGUUUGUUUCGUCAGUCCACGGCACAGUCUCUCACAAUCAGGCGAAACGAUCCCAACUCCUUGCGUGAGUGAUCUCUCCUCGAAACUCCUUCCCGCUGCGAACUCUCAGCAACCUCGAACCCAGGAAACGGCGGAACUGACCGAUCCGAUGAAGUCUGUUUAUGGGCAGUGGGUCCAGGCGUGGAGUCCAAAGCUUAAACAGCCUUCUGAUGACCUCCAGAAGAAAUCGU